AUGUCGGGAGGAAUACCACGAUGUAUUGAUGCAGGGAAACAUCAGUUGCUCACACGUAUCGGCCAGUACCGUCUUACAGACUUUCAUGCGAUAUCAAGCUGCCCAGGCCAUCCAAGGCCUUCGUCGGAAAGUUCGGUUCCCUCGAAAAGAUCAGCUGCAGAAGUUGUCUUUGAGAUUGGAGAGGAGGCUGACGAGGCUGAUAUGAGCGCUCCAAGCCCUAAACCGCCCCAAAAAAAAGUCACCUUCCUGGAAGUCGAAUUUCCUUCGGAAUGUGGAAGCGAUCACCUAUUGAUGGACGCGCGAAGAUCAAUGAUCAAAAAGCAAAGCGAGAUCACGGAUGUUUUGGAUUUGUUGCAAGUGGUUGCUGGAGAGUCCUCGCCAAAAAGUCGUAACCCUUAUAGUUUUAUAACACUCAAUUUCAAUUCAAUCCUCAGUUCCACGUACGAGAAAAAGAAGCAAAGCAACAUCCGCGCACGCGCCCACCCACUGCCAUGUGUAGGAAUGAAGGCCACGCAAGUAGCAAAUUUCGUCCGGUCAUCGACACACCAAAGCACCAGUGCGACCCCGAAGUUUGCAUUCGUCGCACAAGGCGGAUUCAUCUCGUACAAAGGGGAGCUCCCAGAAUUGGGGGAGAACAUUCGCAAGCUCUUCGCAGAGGAAUAUGUCACGGUGUUGGAGCAGAUCAAACGACUCGGAGACGAGAUGACUUCAGGACUCGAGCGUGCGAAACGAGCCGUGUAGGAUUAGUCUUUACUCUCCCGCUUGAUCAUCACACAUCCUACUAAAUAUGUAGCUUAUACAUAAACAAGCAACAAGCCCUCAAAAUGAACAUGCUUAGAUAAAUGGAUCAGACGGGAGUACCGGCAUCUCCAUCUGAUCGGGUAUGUUGUGGGAACCCAAGUGCGCUGCAGGUUCCUCGGCACCGGUUGCUUCUCCUGAGUCCCCUUCUCUUCUCCACAAGCAAU
This is a messenger RNA of Gamsiella multidivaricata, 965 nucleotides long. RefSeq lists its product as uncharacterized. The transcript is spliced from 5 exons. Lineage: Eukaryota; Fungi; Mortierellomycota; Mortierellomycetes; Mortierellales; Mortierellaceae. The coding region runs from base 1 to 741 and encodes 246 amino acids. The record is from RefSeq and is a predicted model, not a curated record.